UUCCACCUACUGAUCUGGUUUAGGAUUCUAGGUCCAAAAAGGACACUUGGAAAUCGGCGAGGCUGCGUCGCGCCGGCUGGGAUGUCGUUUCAAGUGAAGUGGAAACAUCCAAUAAUUGUGGUGUUGGCCACCAGUCAUGGGAGCAUACCUCAGCCAGCCCUGCACCAAGAAGGUGUCGUCUGACGGCAGCAGCGAGUACCUCAGCUAUGGCGACUCGUCCAUGCAGGGAUGGCGUGUCUCCCAGGAGGACGCGCACAACAGCCUACCGGAGCUGGCGCCCGGGUGUGCCCUGUUCGCCGUGUACGACGGUCACGGAGGUCACGAGGUGGCCACGUACGCCGCCCAGACACUACCCGCCGCCAUCCGUGACUGUCCCCUGUACAAGGCGGGCAAGGUGCGGGAGAGUCUGCGCCGCGCGUUCCUCGAGUUCGACAGCUCGCUGACGAGGCCGGAGAUCAUCGACAAACUGAAGGUCAUCGCUGGACGGGAGGUCGAGUCAGAGGACGAGGAGGAGACGGACCGCGAGGUGGACGAGUUAUUUCAGGAGGCGCAUAUGCCGCUCGAGGAGCUGAUGGCCCGCUACCAGGGAGACAAACCCGCAGCAGCCGCCGGCGGCGUCGCCAAGCUCAAGGGCAAGGGCAAGGAGAAGCCGCUGUCGCCCUUCCUCCGCGCCAAGGCGGGCGGCUCGGGCGCAGGCAGUUCGUCGUCUGGUGCCGGUGGCUCUAGCUCCAGCUCCGGUGAAGACGGAGAUGUGAAGAAAGACUUGACAGCAGAAAUCAAGGAUGAGACCAGUGAGGAAGCAAAGUCAGAGACUAGCAAAGAUACCGCAGCGCCAGAGACGAAAGCCGAAGUCAAACCAGAGCCUGAGGCUGAAGUAAAAUCGGACACCAUUACGACUGAAUCAAACUCGGAGUCAAACUCUGAGAUCAUCAAGUCAGAAGCAAAUUCCAAGUCACCCGUCAAAGCCGACAUCAAAGCGGAAUCCACAGUCAAGUCAGAAUCAGACUCUGACUCUAAAUCCGAGUCGAAGACGAACGGAACGGCUGCGGGCGGCGAGCCAGCCGUGACCUCUGCCGCGCCCGGAUCGCCUUCAACCGAGGACUCCAAGGCUGGCAGUGGCGACACGCCAGCCUGUAAUGGUAACGGUACCGCCUCUCCCACCAAGUCCCCGCGGGGUAAGGGCGGUAAGGGCGCGCGGCCUGGCAGCGGCAAGUCGCCGGCGCCGGCGGGCACUGUGGCGGCGCAAAGCGCGCGGCCGGCCGCCGGGCGCGCCACGCGGAAGAUGCCGGAGCGGGCGGCCGCAGAGGUGUACCGGGAUGUUCUGGAGGGCGCGAGAAAAGCGCGAGAGGCCGGACACGACCACGUCGAAGACGAGGAGGAAGAGGAGGAGGAAGAUGACGACUUCAGUCUGGAGCAGAGUGACAGCGUGGAUGACGACAAUGACGCCGAAGAUGACGACUCGGACGAGGACGAAGGAGAGGAAGAGGAGGAGGAGGAGGAAGAGGACAGUGAACAGGACGACGACGAACUGGGGGACGAGGAGGAGGCAGGAGACGACGAGGACAGCGACUUCAUGUUCAACAUGAAGGACGAGCCGGGCAGCGACUCGGGCUGUACCGCCGUGGUGGCCCUCCUUCACGGCCGGCAGCUGUACGUGGCCAACAUUGGCGACUCGCGCUGCGUGCUAUCCCGCUCCGGCCGGGCCGUCGACAUGUCCGACGACCACAAACCGGAGGAUGAACCCGAACUGCAGAGGAUUGUCAAGGCCGGUGGAAAGGUCACCAUGGACGGCAGGGUCAACGGCGGACUCAACCUCUCCAGAGCGUUUGGCGACCACGCGUACAAGGCCGACAAGAACCUGCCAGCCGAGGAACAGAUGAUCUCCGCCUGUCCCGACAUCCGCUGUGUUACAAUCGAGCCGGGCACUGAUGAGUUCAUGGUGCUCGCCUGUGACGGUAUCUGGAACAGUAAAAAGUCCCAGGAGGUGGUCGACUUUGUCUCCGAGAGGAUCAGGGAGCGAGGCGAGACCCAGCUGUCGAAAAUCUGCGAGGAGCUCUUUGACGAGUGUCUGGCGCCGAACACGAUGGGAGACGGCACCGGCUGUGACAACAUGACCUGCAUCAUCGUCCGCUUCCUGCCCAGCCUGGCGAUGGUGCAGUCACCUCCAGUCGUCGAGGAUACCUCAGAGGACACAAAGACUGACGGGAAGGCGGCAGAAACCGCGGAGACGAAGGACAGUGAGGCUGACGCUCCCGCAGAGGCGGCGUCGAAGGCGGCAGGCGACGACGCUAGCGCCGCCGCGCGGCCAGAGCCGGAAGGAGCGCCGCCAGAGAAGAGGCAGCGGACGGAGUGAUGAACUGACGGUGAUAGGAGACGUUCCGGCGGCCGAAACCGGCAGCCCGGUGUGUUGUAAACACCGGUCGAGGCGGUCGCCGGUGGGGCUCAUCGCGGCUGAGCUCGUGAGCUGUGUAUGGCUCACGGUGAGCUCGUGAGCGCAGCUGAGCUCGGCGAGUUACCACGUGGGAGCCGCGGGGCCGUUCAGUGAGCGUAACGUCAUGGAUCUCGUAAGGACCAUACUGGGCGCGGGGUCGCCGUAAAAGGGACGGAACAGGCUCGUCAGACUGGUUUGAGGGCCCCUGAGCGCCGCAGAGCGGAGCGGCGGGUGGUUUGAGAACCACUGAGUCGGCAGGACAUGUGAAACCAGCGCGGUGAAUCGCCAGCGGAGUUCACGUGUGACAAUUGCAGUUGUGCCUAACGUGAAUGGAUUGAGGACCACUGAAGGCUCGAGAGUGGUUGAUGUCGAGUGCUGGGCGCCUGAUGAGGAUUGAAGACCACUGAAAGUGUUGUUCGAGCAUGGUUCCAGUGUGGUUCAUUUGUUGUUCCUGCUAGUUCUCGAGUCGAUCGUUGUUUGCAAGGGCUACAAACAUGGUUCGAGCAUGAGUUGCAUACUGUCAGUUACGUACCGAAUGCGUCUCGCUGGUUGUUAAGCAUGGUUCGAGCGUAUGUCGAGCAAUGUUCAAGCAUUUCCGGACGGAUGGACUGUGCGCUGCUCCAGCGAGCGACGCGUCCAGCGUUUCCUGUGAUUGGCUCGGACCGAACUUCGUGUUCAACUAGCGCCGGUGUAAGUGGUUCGUGCAGGCUACCACGGACUCUGUUGUGCGUGCCUGACUGUGAAUGAGGUGCCGACCUGCGCGCCCGAUCAGCUCACGUUCCUCGUUUAACGCCUGAGAGCGAGGCUAUAUUUUCUACAAUAAACAGUUCAAAUCAGUAGCGU
This is a messenger RNA of Amphibalanus amphitrite, 3274 nucleotides long. Its product is annotated as protein phosphatase 1G-like. Gene Ontology annotation, molecular function: cation binding; protein serine/threonine phosphatase activity. Gene Ontology annotation, biological process: protein dephosphorylation. The coding region runs from base 137 to 2353 and encodes 738 amino acids. The transcript is spliced from 9 exons. Lineage: Eukaryota; Metazoa; Arthropoda; Thecostraca; Balanomorpha; Balanidae. The record is from RefSeq and is a predicted model, not a curated record.